AGCCUUCUGAUUGGUUAUUGCUAGGGGACAGCUCCGCUACAUCUUCAAUUUAGGGCAGAAAGCAGCCGUUUAACAUCCCUGCUGGGGCUUAGCUCUAAUUGUGGCGUCGUCGAAGCUGAACCGAUCGCUGUUUUAUUAUUUUUAACGGUAGCGAGACUGGUGGGAACGGUUUAAUAUAAUGUAGCCUGUUCGCUGCGGUCUGUUUAUCAGGUGUGACAGUCGGAGACCACGUGUUUAUUUUGUCCCUGAGAUCAAGACCUUCAAACUGGCUGAAAUGGAUGAGCAAAGUGUUGAGAGCAUCGCUGAGGUGUUUCGCUGCUUCAUCUGCAUGGAGAAACUGAGGGAUGCUCGCCUCUGCCCACACUGCUCCAAACUCUGCUGCUUCAGCUGCAUACGACGAUGGCUGACGGAGCAGAGAGCCCAGUGUCCUCACUGUCGAGCUCCACUCCAGCUGAGGGAGCUGGUGAACUGUCGCUGGGCGGAGGAGGUCACCCAGCAGCUGGACACUCUGCAGCUCUGCAGCCUCACCAAGCACGAGGACAACGACAAGGACAAAUGUGAGAACCACCACGAGAAGCUGAGUGUUUUCUGCUGGACCUGUAAGAAAUGCAUCUGCCACCAGUGUGCUCUGUGGGGAGGAAUGCAUGGAGGCCACACCUUCAAGCCUCUGGUGGAGAUCUACGAGCAGCACGUGACCAAGGUGAAGGAGGAGGUCGCCAAGCUGCGCCGCCGCCUCAUGGAGCUCAUCAGUCUGGUCCAAGAAGUGGAGAGGAACGUCGAGGCCGUCAGGGGAGCGAAGGAUGAGAGAGUCAGAGAGAUCCGGAAUGCUGUGGAAAUGAUGAUCGCCCGUCUGGACAACCAGCUGAAGAACAAACUCAUCACCCUCAUGGGCCAGAAGACGUCCUUGACCCAGGAGACGGAGCUGCUGGAGUCUCUGCUGCAGGAGGUGGAGCAUCAGCUUCACUCGUGCAGUAAAAGUGAGCUCAUCUCUAAGAGCCCAGAGAUCCUGCUCAUGUUCCAGCAGGUCCACCGGAAGCCCAUGCAGUCCUUCGUCACCACGCCGGUUCCUCCAGACUUCACCAGUGAGCUGGUUCCUGCCUAUGACUCCAGCACGUUUGUUCUGGUCAACUUCAGCACGUUGAGGCAGCGGGCAGACCCGGUCUACAGCCCUCCUCUACAGAUAUCUGGCCUCUGCUGGAGACUCAAAGUCUAUCCUGACGGUAACGGUGUCGUCCGUGGAAACUAUCUGUCCGUGUUCCUGGAACUGUCUGCUGGACUUCCUGAAACAUCAAAGUAUGAGUACCGUGUGGAGAUGGUCCAUCAGGCCUCCAGCGACCCGAGCAAGAACAUCAUCCGGGAGUUUGCGUCUGAUUUUGAAGUCGGUGAAUGUUGGGGCUACAACCGCUUCUUCAGACUGGACCUUCUGGCCAGCGAGGGCUACCUGAACAUGCAGACGGACACACUGGUCCUCCGCUACCAGGUUCGCUCUCCUACCUUCUUCCAGAAGUGCAGAGAUCAGUACUGGUACAUCAGCCAGCUGGAGUCGGCCCAGAGCGGCUACAUCCAGCAGAUCAACAACCUCAAAGAGAGGUUGGCCAUUGAGCUGUUUCGCCGUCAGACGUCUCGCAGCUCCUCUCCCCCCGACCUGAGGCUGGCUACAGGAACCACCACCUCUGAACGAGACCCUCGCUCUGUAAAGAGUGACGACGACCUCCAGACCACUCUGAGCAACACGAAGAAAGGCGACGAAGAAGAGAGAACCCAGCAUGACGACUCCAACGAGCUGUCGGACGGAGACUUGGAGGUGGACUGUCUGACGGAGGAGGAGGUGAACCCUCUGGAUGGCAGCAGCACCUCAGGGAGCUCCACCGCCACCAGCAACACCGAGGAGAACGACAUCGACGAGGAGACCAUGUCAGGGGAGAACGAUGUCGACUUCAUUGGGAACCUGGAGACAGAAGAAGGAGAGCUUCCUGACGACUUGGCUGGAGCCACAGGUGGCUCCAGCUCCGGUGUGCGUUCUUUACAUCGCAGUGCCGCUGCUGGUCGUAGCUCCGGCGGUAGCGGAGCCGCUGCCGGCGGUGCCGUCGGGCCGGGAACCAACAGCCUCCUGGAGAUCGACCCGGUCAUCCUGAUCCAGCUGCUGGACCUGAAGGAGCGCAGCAGCGUGGAGUCUCUGUGGGGCCUUCAGCCUCGGCCUCCGGUGUCUCUGCUGCACAGCCAAGCCCAUCCUCACUCCAGGAAAGACCGGGAGCGUCGACCUCAGGUGGUGCGACGAUCCGCUCCGGACUCGGGGGUCCUGAUCCGCCUCAAGGCUCAGAUGGCCGAGGUCCGCAGCAAGAUGUCCGACGUCAAGAGUCAAGUGCUGGAGGCCCGGAGCGCCGGAGACCCCAGGCCCGGCCCGUCCGGGGCCUUCGGGGUGGAGGAGCUGCCGUCGCAUCACGGCGAUCCAGAGCUGUCAAACUGUCGUAAACCCGGCGAGCUGGACCUGGUGGGGAGAACGGCUGCAGCCCGGUCCAGACCCUGCCGCCCCGCCAGGAAAUCUCUGUCCCCCGUCCUGGACAGCAGCGGCUCUCUGGUUGUGAAGAGGAGGAGUCCAGAGGAGAUGGAGAAAGACCUGAGAGGAGCAGAAGCUGCUGCAGAGCUCAGUCUGCAUCCUAAAGACGGGAUGGGAGGAGCAGAAGGCGUACUGAAGGCUGACUGCAUCCAGGGGCCCCUGGUGUCUCUGGGCUCCUCAUCAGAGCAGGCCUCCACCUCCAAGCAGCAGUACUCUGUGGAGCAGCAGCUGUACGGGGCCUCGGGCUCCAGGGACGACAUCUUCUCCUUGGGAGGGCCGAGCUAUGUGACUGCCAGCAAGAGCUGUGGCAGCAGGGCCCUGGGGGCAGCCAUGUUGGACUGUGAAUCUGAAAGCUCAGGAAACUCCCAUCAGUCCUUGCUGGAGGCUCCCUCUGCACAGCAGCAGUCAAAUGAAGAUCAGUCGCCGUCUGUUCUUGUGACGGCGACGAGCAGCGACAGCGACACCGAGGACGAGGCCCUGCAGAGCAACAACUCUCGCUACGACAACCACACUCCUCCCUGCACAGGAGAGCAGCUUCUGUCUGAUGACAUGAGUCUGCCUGCUGACAGGUGAUUUCCUCUGUCAGACCGAUGUUCUGCCCUCAAAGGCCUCACAGCGACGCAAUAACGGCCGGAGACGACACAUGAGCUCGUAACACAGAUCUGUAGAGUAGACGCUGCUUGUUAUGCAUGAAGUGAAGACACUGCAACAACCUGCCUGUUUGUCCGGACAUGAAGACGCUUCUCUUUGUGCUCUGGAUAUUUUCAGAAUUGAACGAUCAUAGAUUUAAUGGUAACGACAGCAACCUGUAGAGGUAAUAUUGUGUAGAUACAGUGAAAUGUCACAGUUUUAUGCUAGAAUUGGACAUUAUUUCAUGAUCAGUUCAGUCUAUACAUCACAGAUAAACACAACUAUUUAAUCUGAAAAUCUUUAAGGCAUAAAAACUGUUCACUUUUCCUAGAAUGGUCCGUGGACAUUUAGUCACUUUAUCCGUUAACUUCUGUGUGUGUCGAGGCUUCUGUAAGUCUGCAGCAAACACAUGUACAUCAGCUGUAUCCUGUCAAUAAGAGUGUUUUAUAAUACGUUCAGUCGGUCGGCUCCUGCUCCACAUCCUUCACCUGUGCCCCUGCAGCCUGAACGCUAAAACGUCGCUUUAGUGACACUGCAGCUUGUCAGCAGCUUCAGCUCCUUGUGUGUCUUUCUUUCUCGUUUUUACCGGUAAUUUAUGCAAAUGUCUCCCGUCUUAAUAACAGCAGCAGCAGGAUGUCUGUCUUUAUCUGACAUUUGAAAAGGCUAAAUAAUCACUGAAUCACCUGGAUUAUAAAACUGCUGCUGGACUGUGGGAGCGUCUGUGGGCUGAAACUUUGAAACGCGCUGCGGACCUCAGAAUGAAGGUUUUAACUCUAACGUCGCUGUAGAUACGACGGAAACAUGUUUCACCCCCAGAAAGUUGCUGCACUUUAUGUCCUGCACAGCUGAACAUUUACCAAGGAAUAGUUUGAGACUGAAAUGAGCCGAUUGGUGCCUCUCUGCUUUCUGUGUAGGUGCAGUCAAAAUUCAGCCUGCAAUUGGAGAGCUUAGCUUAGCUUAGCAUAAAGACUGGAAAUAGGAAAGCAACAGCAACAAAACUCCCAUCUGCUCCCCUUCCUUUGUCAUAGAGGCCAAGUUUCUCAAACUGCUGCUCUGUAAAGGUGGAAACUUUCAGAUAAAAGAUAAGAAUGCCUUUUUCAAAACAGACAUUUAGACUUUUUAUGGUGGCAGAAAACUUGAAACUGAAGCAGCUUUAUUGUAGUAACACCUGCCUGCUGUAAAACCUCCAUACCUGGUUUGUAUUUAGCGCUCCAUCAGCAGAACAAAUUCUGCUUUUUAAUGGGUCAGCUCACCUAAAUUACAGAAAGCUUUCUAUUCAUGAGGUGAAUGUAGGGCCGGAGUUGAUUUAUCUUCUCAGUAAAUCCUCUAAAAGAAGAAGAAGAAGAAGAAGCGGGAAACCUUUUUAUUAGGGCUAAAAACAUCAUAUCCUGAUUAAUGUGACAGAUUUUGCAAUAUUGGGCUUGUUUUCAGAGGGAAUCAUCUGAAAUUAAUGUUAUUUUUGCUGCAGUCUGCACCAAAUAGACUUGUUGCCUUACAUCUGGAGGUUAUAACGUCCAGGCUGUAGCACCACAACCCUUCAUUUUGCCUUCUUCAAAAUAUUCCAGCACCAGUGAUUUGAAUUCUAAAUAUUUAUUCACAUUAACCACAUUUACACUUCUGGGUAAAUGGAAGCUGCCUUUUGUAGCUGCUGUAGAUAAUCCACAGAAUCGUUUUGACGGGAAUAUGUGGGACUAUUUAAACAGAAAACGGGACAGAUUGCCCCGUGGAUUUACCCCCAUUUGGACAAAAACGACUAAAACCGUCUGCAGAGAGGAAAUGGCCUCAUGAUUUGGGUGAACUGACCCUUUAAGUUGUUCUGCAUUCCAGGUCAUUUUUAAUUCUCAGAGAACUUGACAGCGAAGCUUAAUAAGCCUCAGUGUAAUUACGUAAUGUGUGCGCUGCUGCGCUGCUGGCUUUUCUUCAUGGAUUUAUUCUUUCUCACCUCGAUGCUCCCGACAAACGGAGCAAACACAAGUCAGAGCUGCACAAGUCAGUUACUGGGAGGAAACAAACAUGUUUGGAAGUGGAGCAGCUUUUUACAUUUCUCUGCACUUUGUACGACUGUUGACUGACUCUUUCCUGUUCCUUGAGCCAUAACUUCCUCUAAAAGACACUUAAUCUUAACAUGUUGUCUACAGUCAUUAGUUUACACUGUAAAUAUGUCCGUAUUUAAGCUUGCUGUGCGGCUUGUACAUGUGCCUGACAGUGCAUGGCUUUAUUGGCUGAUCUGGAGGAGGACAGACGUCUUGUUCUCACCAAGACUGACCUCUAGACGUUGUUGUUUGAAUUAUUCUUCACCUCAACGAGUCCAGUCCAGCCGAUUACGUGAUCCGUCUGCUCUGUUGCCGUCGCUGUUCACGGACACGACCGACACUUGGGAAACGGCGGUCGAACUCUCGCCGCCUGACGACCUUUCCUCUCAUCUGUGCUUGUGUCAAAAGCUGCUUUUCUUCUGAGUGUUCCCAGGAUGCACUGGGUAUGUUUUGAUGUGUACAUUUCCUUUUUGUGUAAUAAAUAAAAUGUUUUACGAUAUUCCAACAGA
This is a messenger RNA of Acanthochromis polyacanthus (spiny chromis), 5729 nucleotides long. It is a transcript of the gene trim37, whose product is annotated as tripartite motif containing 37. The record is from RefSeq and is a predicted model, not a curated record. Gene Ontology annotation, cellular component: peroxisome; aggresome. Lineage: Eukaryota; Metazoa; Chordata; Actinopteri; Pomacentridae. Gene Ontology annotation, molecular function: tumor necrosis factor receptor binding; zinc ion binding; ubiquitin protein ligase binding. Bases 275 to 3130 code for a protein of 951 amino acids. The transcript has 25 exons. Gene Ontology annotation, biological process: negative regulation of centriole replication; protein autoubiquitination.